AUGAAGCGCAAGCUCGAUAAGAACGACAGGCCGUCCUCUGGGGCCGACUCGGAGCAGAAGCCAGCAACCGAGAAGCCCGAGGCAGAGUUUUCCUUUACUGACCUAGGCCUCGAUCCUCGAUUGCUCCAAGCCAUCGCGAAGCAGAAAUUUGAGAAGCCCACGCUCGUGCAACGCAAAGCCAUUCCAUUAGCACUCUCCGGCCAAGAUGUCCUGUGCAAGGCCAAGACGGGAUCUGGAAAGACCGCGGCCUACGUGCUGCCUCUUCUCGCCUCCAUCCUGAAGAAAAAACAGACUACAACAACGGCAUCAACUUCGGCGCUUGUCCUUGUCCCGACACGUGAACUUGCCGACCAGAUAUUCAAGGCCAUCGAACAAUUCGCUUCCUUCUGCGCCAAGGAUAUCCAAGCAGUGAAACUUACCGACAAGCUCACCGACGCCGUUCAGAGAAGUCUCCUGUCCAACUCCCCGGAUAUCGUUAUUUCUACACCUGCGAGAGCCUGGCACAAUGUCAACUCAUCCGCAUUGUCGCUGGAUAAUCUUAUUUGUCUGGUGUUGGACGAGGCAGAUCUCAUGCUCUCUUACGGUUAUGAUGAGGACAUGAAGAACCUUGCAAAACUGGUACCCAAGGGCGUCCAGACGAUCAUGAUGAGCGCUACACUCUCCGCUGAAGUUGAUGCCCUCAAGGAAAUCUUUUACCGCGACCCUACUCUCCUGGAUCUUGAGGAACCUGAGGCAGACGGUGAGGGUAUCAGCCAUUUCGUGGUCAAGUGCGGUGAAGACGAGAAGUUCCUUCUUGCAUACGUUAUCUUCAAGCUCCAAUUGAUCAAGGGGAAAUGCAUUAUUUUCGUCGCCGACAUCGACCGAUCCUACAGGCUUAAACUAUUCUUUGAGCAGUUCGGAAUUCGAAGCUGUAUUCUAAACUCGGAGCUGCCGGUCAAUUCGAGGAUACAUGUGGUGGAGGAAUUCAACCGCAACGUGUAUGAUAUCAUCAUUGCCUCUGACGAGAAGAGCGAGAUGCUCAACGUCGACCCAGAAGAUGAGGCUGAGGAUGACAAGAAGGGCGAGGAGAAGGAGGAGCAGUCUAAGCACCCCAAGAAGAGGCGCAAGGUCGCAAAGAGAGACUCGGAAUACGGAGUUUCGCGAGGCAUUGACUUCAAGAACGUCGGAACCGUCAUAAAUUUCGACCUCCCCACCACAGCCUCCUCCUAUACUCACAGAAUAGGAAGAACUGCUCGCGCUGGGAAGAACGGCAUGGCGCUAUCGUUUGUGGUUCCUGAGGCGUUGUACCGUAAACAUAUGCCCACCACGGUUGAUACUGCGGAGAAGGACGAGAAGGUGCUGGCAAGGAUUAUACGCCAGCAAAAGAAGAUUGGUAAAGAAGUCAAUGACUACAACUUCAACAAGGAGCAGGUGGAGGCGUUCCGGUAUCGAAUGAAUGAUGCCCUCAGAGCUGUCACCAAGGUUGCGGUCCGAGAGGCUAGGACGAGAGAGCUGAGACAAGAGCUCUUGAAGAGCGAGAAGCUCAAACGUUAUUUCGAGGAAAACCCAGCAGAGCUGCAUCACGUACGGCACGACGGAGAGUUGCGAACGGCAAGGUCUCAACCCCAUCUUAAGCACGUGCCGGACUAUCUUCUCCCCAAAGACGGGAAGAAGGGUCUUACCUCGGAAGAAAUUGGGUUUGUGCCGAUGAGAAAGAAGGAUAGGUCGCGACACCAUAAGAAGGGGAAGCGAGGAGUGAAGGUUGGGGGCAGAAGGGCCGAUCCUCUGAAGACCUUCAAGGCAAGACGGAAGACGAAAUAG
Molecule: messenger RNA, 1800 nt
Organism: Clonostachys solani
Lineage: Eukaryota; Fungi; Ascomycota; Sordariomycetes; Hypocreales; Bionectriaceae
Source: the annotation of a GenBank genome assembly